Messenger RNA from Entamoeba invadens IP1, 723 nucleotides. Its product is annotated as 60S ribosomal protein L7, putative. Bases 1 to 723 code for a protein of 240 amino acids. The record is from RefSeq and is a predicted model, not a curated record. The transcript has a single exon. Gene Ontology annotation, biological process: maturation of LSU-rRNA from tricistronic rRNA transcript (SSU-rRNA, 5.8S rRNA, LSU-rRNA). Lineage: Eukaryota; Evosea; Mastigamoebida; Endamoebidae. Gene Ontology annotation, molecular function: RNA binding; structural constituent of ribosome. Gene Ontology annotation, cellular component: cytosolic large ribosomal subunit.
AUGAGUGGGAAGGUGUCCACAGCCGAACAAAGACAAGCCGUUGCUGCACAGAAGCCGACCAAAGCGGAAAUUGAGAAGAAGCGCCACGAAGAGAUCAAAGCCAUUCGCGUUGAAUUAGUGAAGCGUGCGAUAGCUCAUCGACAAGAGAGACUCACCAAGGACAGAGCCAUUGCCAAAGCCAAGAAAGAAGCUAUGAUCAAUGGAGAUUUGUAUGCUGAAGCCGAACAGAAAUUGAUCGUUGCAAUUAGAAUUAGAGGUAUCAACAACGUCUCUCCAAAGAUUAGAAAGACUUUGAAAUUGUUGAGACUCAGACAAAUCAACAACGCCGUCUUUAUUAGAGCUAACGCUUCGACUCUUAAAAUGUUGAAAAUCGUCGAGCCUUAUAUCACUUACGGAUACCCAUCAUUGAAGACGGUUUCUGACCUUAUCUACGCUAGAGGCGCUUUGAAGAUGAAGGGUGACAGACAGAAAAUCACUUCAAACGAAUUGGUCAAAAAAGUCUUCGACAAGAGAGCUGACAUCAUCUGCGUCGAGGAUAUCGUCCACGAAAUCUUCACCGUCGGAAAGAACUUCAAACUCGUCAACUCAGCUUUGGCUCCUUUCAAGUUGAACAACCAGAAGGGUAAACUCGCCAGAAAGAACAAGAAAAUCCACUUCAUCUUGGGCGGCGCUUUCGGUAACCGUGAAACUAUGAUCAAUAAACUCUUAAGAACCAUGAUUUAA